Molecule: messenger RNA, 1806 nt
Organism: Oryza sativa Japonica Group (Japanese rice)
Lineage: Eukaryota; Viridiplantae; Streptophyta; Magnoliopsida; Poales; Poaceae
Product: rhomboid-like protein 19
Biological process (GO): retrograde vesicle-mediated transport, Golgi to endoplasmic reticulum
Cellular component (GO): Golgi apparatus; membrane
Source: RefSeq, a predicted model, not a curated record
GUGACACAUUUGUUAUGAAACUCCAAGUUGAUACUAGAAUGUAGACUACAGUACAUAAUUCAGAAUCACAUGUGAAAGAAGGCUGGGGAAUCAGACGCAUUAGGAAUAGCGAUCAGACCGUUCGUAAACACAAACCAAAAUUUGCCAUCCAAUAAUCAGGAGAGCUCGCCGAGAGAGAGACGAGCAAUCCAAAAACCCAACAACCUGUUCGCUUGCUUUGCACUCCCCCCACCCUCUUCGCUCACUGCAGAUAGAAGAAAAAGAGAUUUGUUUCUGCUUCCGCUGCUGCGAGCGAUCCGAGGGGCGGGGAGAAAAAAGAAAAAAAGGAAAACAAGCCGCGCAGCCUCUCCCCGCGCCGACAAAUCGCUGUGGGCGGCAACCAACUCUGCGAGCUCCGCGGCGGCGGUUCGGAUCGGCGGAUCUCGUCGGCCGGCGGUGCGGUCGCCACCACCAUGAUGAGCAGCAGUAGCUCCCCUCCACCGCCCUCAAUUCCCACGGGGGGUGGAGGCUUCUUCAGAGGUUACACCAAGCUUUGCAAGGGCCUCGCUGUCAUAUUGCUUCUCGUGCACCUUUUGAUCCAGCUUUUUCCAUCAGCUGUCACCUAUCUUGCUCUUGUUCCUGGAAGGACAAUCCCUUUUGCCUGGAACCUGAUAACUGGUGGCUAUGUUGAGCUAACAAUUCCAGGGGUUAUUAUCAGCAUAGUUGGUCUUCUUUUAUUUGGGAAAUUAUUAGAACCUUUAUGGGGCUCAAAGGAGUUAUCGAAGUUCAUUUUUGUUGUCAACUUUUCAACAUCUUUGUGUGUCUUCAUAACUGCUAUUGCUCUAUACUACACAACACAAGAAGAGAGCUACCUCUAUGCUCCUCUUUCUGGAUUUUAUGGAGUUCUGACUGGACUGCUGGUGGGUAUCAAGCAGCUUAUGUCAGAACAGGAGCUAAAUCUUUUUGUGCUGAAGAUUAAGGCAAAGUGGAUUCCAUCACUUGUUGCAUUGAUCUCAGUUAUUGUAAGCUUCUUCGUAAAGGAGCUGGUCUCUUACCUCCCAGUUAUAUUGUUUGGCAUUUAUAUGAGUUGGAUUUACCUGCGGUACUUCCAAAGGAGAUUAGAGACAGGCUUGAAAGGAGACCCAAGCGAAGAGUUCUCUUUCUCAAGUUUCUUCCCUGAAUUUCUAAGACCUGUGCUGGAUCCGAUAGCUUCAAUAUUCCACAGGCUUCUUUGUGGAAGAUCUGAAAGGGCUGAUGCUAGAGGUCAGACAUUGGAUACCACACCUUUGCCUGGUUCAGAUUCUAUUGAGGCGAACAGAAGAAGAGAAAGGGGUCAAAGGGCACUGGAGCAAAGAUUAGCUGAGAAGCUGGCUGCGGUCAAAAGUUCUGAGGGCACAUCACAGGAUGCCUCUGACAAAGUUUGAGCCUUCCAUGCAACGACAUGUGCAUUUUGUGAAUUCCCGGUAGUGUUGUCAAUGUCACAUUCUCUGAGGACACAGAAGUUACAAGACACCAUCGAAUUACCCCUCGCGGCCUUUUACUGUUUUUUUCAUUGGUUCUCUUGCUUAUCAUCUGUAAUCAGUUUGUAGUGCAUGGCAACGGUGGUCCGAGAAUGUGACAUUUACUGAUUUUAGGAAGUAAACCCUGCUUAACAACGUGUGAUGUUUUUUUUCUUAGGACAAGCUAGUUGCAUGCAUUACCACAGUUUGUGGUGGUGCCCUUUUGCCCCUGGUAAAAAAAGCUUUUCUUUCCCUGCAUGUUUUAAAGACCACUGGACGCUUUGCGUGAACAAAGUGAUGUCAAAUUGUCAGGAGUUGAUUCUUUCAA